AUGUGCUCUAGGGAAUGUUGCUCUGUCGUGAAGAGCAAGACGGUGUGCUACACCCAGCCGUGCCAGAAGACUAUCUGCUGCGACUCCUGCCCGAAGACCGUCUGCCGCAGCUCGUGCCAGAAGACCGUCUGCUGCGACCCGUGCCAGCAGUCCACCUGCUGCGACCCAUGCCAGAAGCCCUGCUGUGACCCAUGCCAGCAGUCCUGCUGCGACCCAUGCCAGCAGUCCUGCUGUGACCCAUGCCAGCAGUCCUGUGACCCAUGCCAGCAGUCCUGUUGUGACCCAUGCCAGAAGCCUUGUGACCCAUGCCAGCAGUCCUGUGACCCAUGCCAGCAGUCUUGCUGUGACCCAUGUCAGCAGUCCUGUGACCCAUGUCAGCAGUCCUGCGACCCAUGCCAGCAGUCUUGCUGUGAUCCAUGCCAGCAGUCCUGUGACCCAUGCCAGCAGUCCUGUGACCCAUGCCAGCGGUCCUGCGACCCAUGCCAGCAGUCCUGUUGUGAUCCAUGCCAGCGGUCCUGUGACCCAUGCCAGCAGUCCUGUGACCCGUGCCAGCGGUCCUGCGACCCAUGUCAGCAGUCCUGUGACCCAUGCCAGCGGUCCUGUGACCCAUGCCAGCAGUCUUGCUGCAACCCAUGCCAGCGGUCCUGUGACCCAUGCCAGCAGUCCUGUGACCCAUGCCAGCGGUCCUGUGACCCAUGCCAGCAGUCUUGCUGCGACCCAUGCCAGCGGUCUGUCUGCUGUACCAAGGUGUGCCAGCAGUCCUGCUGUAGCCAGCGCUGCCUGAGACCCUGCUCUUGCCCCCGAUGUCAGUCUUGCUGCUCCUACGUGGUGAAGAAGCCCGCUGUGGUGUGCUGCAGCCACGUGCAAUACUGCUCUCCCCUGAGGAAGUACUCCAUCCCCAUCCAGCAGUGCUGCAACGCAAUCAAGAAGCGUUGCUGA
Molecule: messenger RNA, 939 nt
Organism: Pterocles gutturalis (yellow-throated sandgrouse)
Lineage: Eukaryota; Metazoa; Chordata; Aves; Pterocliformes; Pteroclidae
Product: keratin-associated protein 5-4-like
Exons: 1
Coding region: 1-939 (312 amino acids)
Source: RefSeq, a predicted model, not a curated record